UGCCUGGACUGGACUGAGGGAGAGAGAGUGCCCACUGCCUGGGACUGACUCCAAGAAAGUGCCCCAGUGCCCAGCCAUGGCCAGCAGCUGCCCUCUGUGUGUGUGAAGCGCUUCCCUGGCAGAGCUUAUUCUCCAUACAGCUUGAUGGGUCUGAACAGCACAAGCCCAGCUCCGCAGUCCAAUGUCUCCUGUACCUGUAACUGCAAGAGGUCUCUGUUCCGCAGCAUGGAGAUCACGGAGCUGGAGUUCGUCCAGAUAAUGAUCAUCGUGGUGGUGAUGAUGGUGAUGGUCGUGGUUAUCACAUGUCUCCUAAACCAUUACAAGCUGUCGGCGCGAUCGUUCAUCCACAGACACAGCCAGGGAAGGAGGCGCGAGGAGAACUUGUCAUCGGAGGGGAGUUUGUGGCCGUCAGAGAGCACGGUGUCGGGGAGCGGCGUCACAGAGCAGCACAUUUAUACGCCUAGACCCUCAGAGCGGCUCAGUGUCCCGUCUUUCCUACAACGAGAUCGUUUCAACCGUUUCCAGCCCACCUACCCCUACAUUCAGCACGAGAUCGACCUUCCACCCACCAUCUCCUUAUCGGACGGUGAGGAGCCCCCGCCGUACCAAGGACCCUGCACCCUUCAGCUCCGGGACCCCGAGCAGCAGAUGGAGUUAAACCGGGAGUCUGUUCGGGCCCCGCCAAACCGAACCAUCUUUGACAGUGACUUAAUAGACAGCUCGGUGUACGGUGGUCCGUGCCCACCAAGUAUCCAUUCUGGCGUGAGUGCCACCUCCUACAGCAGCAGCGGGAGGAUGGAGGGCCCGCCGCCGACCUACAGCGAGGUCAUCGCUCAUUAUCCGGGGUCCUCGUUUUAUCAGCACCAGCAGCAGAACAUCGGCGCGCCGCCUGUCACAGACGGCAUCAGACAUCACCCGCAGAGCAACGGCCUCGACAGCACAAUCGCACGAAGCAAAGAGAAGGACAAAUCCAGCACGCUCGUGUUUUAGGAUCGACUGAAAUCAAUGAACUCUCUGCACUUCAAGCCGGCCCGACUUCGCCCGAGAGGCGUGCGGAGGGACUGGAGAAAGAAAUCUGGGAGAGGAGGCAGGAGCCGGGUCGGGGCGCUCUCCACUUCUUCCUGUAUAAAUAUUUCCGUGUUACGUCUGAAUGCACAAGCAGAACGCGCUCCGGAUCCGCUUUAUCUGUCCGGCCGCGUCUUGGGAUCUCACGACUCGCUUUUAUUUUAUUAUUAUUUUUAUUAUUAUUAUAAUUAUUAUUAUUAUUUUUUCUUUCUAUUACCGAGC
Spea bombifrons (plains spadefoot toad) is the source of this 1287-nucleotide messenger RNA. It is a transcript of the gene PMEPA1, whose product is annotated as prostate transmembrane protein, androgen induced 1. The coding region runs from base 145 to 990 and encodes 281 amino acids. Gene Ontology annotation, biological process: negative regulation of transforming growth factor beta receptor signaling pathway. NCBI's taxonomy places the organism in Eukaryota, Metazoa, Chordata, Amphibia, Anura, Pelobatidae. The transcript has 4 exons. The record is from RefSeq and is a predicted model, not a curated record. Gene Ontology annotation, cellular component: Golgi membrane; early endosome membrane. Gene Ontology annotation, molecular function: R-SMAD binding.